This is a messenger RNA of Hibiscus syriacus, 506 nucleotides long. RefSeq names its product TNF receptor-associated factor family protein DDB_G0277243-like. The transcript is spliced from 2 exons. Gene Ontology annotation, molecular function: zinc ion binding. NCBI's taxonomy places the organism in Eukaryota, Viridiplantae, Streptophyta, Magnoliopsida, Malvales, Malvaceae. Bases 30 to 341 code for a protein of 103 amino acids. The record is from RefSeq and is a predicted model, not a curated record.
CAUGUGAACAGAAGUGCCCAGAUUUCCUCAUGAGACGGGAUAUGGACAGACACUGCAUAACCGUCUGUCCAAUGAAGCUGGUGAAUUGUCCUUUCUUUUCAGUGGGUUGUAAAGCAGCCGUACCUAGUUGUAAGAUUGAAGAACAUCAAUCUGAAGAACUCCAUUAUCACAUCCUUUAUAUUCUUCAAGGCAUGUACAAGGAAGCAUCUGUGGAGGUUUUAAAAGAACGGGUGGAUCGUAUUGAGGAGAAAGCCGGUGCUAGGCUAGCAAAUGCCAAAACUGUGCGAUCUCUAACAUCGAAAGUCAAGGAUAUCGACGCGAAGCUCCCACCCUGGUAUUGAGACAAAGAAAAAGAGGAAGAAACUUCAGAGACAGAAGCAAAGCCUGAAUCUACUGAAGUUAGUGGCGCAAAUGAGAAUUCUGAUAAUGCUGCCGAAACUAAAGAAGUCGUAAAUUCCAGAGCAUUGCCUCUAUCAGAAGUUACUCCAUCAAGCAAAGAUAGUGAA